UGGUAUCCAGUCAUCAAGUCAUACUUAGCUGUCAUUAAUAGAUUCUAGUUUAUUGCUAUGACAUUAGAACACUUGCAGCUCUGAAGUAUCUUCUAUCAAAAGUCAUAAUAUUGCCUUGCUGUGCUGCCUUUCUAUUCAGUACGAAGCCCAUCUCGGACGGACUUCUUUAAUCGACCCUCAACCGCGUCAAUCCAGAGCCCGGGAAUUCUUGUUCCCAGAGCCCAAUCAAAUGUUCUCCGUCUUUUUGCGGGGAACGUCGCGCAAGAAAGAUGGGUACUAUACCUGCGAAUUUUGUGGCAUACAGUGCAAGAGAAUACACCAUUUGGAGCAGCACAAUCUCGGGAAACAACAUCUGGCCAAAGUGGAGGCUACCAAAGAACUUAAGCCUACUGCAAAGACGGCACAGCAGCAAGGGCCGAGAAUGACCGUAAUAGUCGUUGGCAAAGCCAGGAAACGAUAUCAAAUAUCGCACGACGUGCUAUACGACGCUUCUCCAUAUUUUCGGAAACUUUGCGACAAUCGUGCCGUUUCAGUCCUGGACUUCAGCUUUCGGGUAGAGGAGGAAUGUGAACAAUUUGGAAUCUUUAUCUAUUGCCUUGAAAAUCAGGAUUUGAAUAUUCCCACUCCCAUAGGGGUGGUGCCAGCACUGUUAGAGCUAUAUUUCGUCGCAGCCAAAUACCAAGUCAGCUUCUUGCAGGAUAGGAUCAUAGACCACCUACUAAUUAUGAAGCGCUCUCUACAAGAAUGGAACAUUAAACGUUUGUACGACAAUACGAAUACUACAUCGAAGCUACGUUGGCUUUGCGCUUGUGAUACCACUUGUAUUCUUCGUUCCUCUGCGAAAGAGAUACCUGCUUCACAAGAUUCAAUUGAGUAUAAGUUAUUAAGAGCAGCAGAAGAAUGUCCCAAGUUUGCAUUUGAUGUUUUCCGGGUCCAGCUAAUAUACAAUACCUGCAAUUGGCCCAGAACCUACAUGCAUGAUUUUCAUGCCUGCGAAUUUCAUUGCCAUGAAGCUGAUAAGCUAUGCCUCCACAUCAAUUUUGACGGAUCGCCCAGAUUGCCUGGUGGUUUUGCCAAAGCACGAAAUUUGGAUGGAACUUUGAGAGAUCGCUCAAAUGGAAGGAUCAUAAGGAAAAGACGACGUGAUCGAAAUGGCGCCGAGGGUAGCAUCGACAGAUCAGUUAGAAGAAAGGUCGAAGCGGUCAUUAUAAAAGACGAGCCCAACACACCGUAGUAAGAGGGGACAUAGAAUCAGCUCUUCAAUGGUAGAUACAAAGUCUAAGUCGCCUACAUCAGUAACAAGAUGACGAAAACGAUUGUAUUUGAAGUAAUAUCGUUUCAACAGAAUGUGAGCUUUGUCAGAAGAGGAUAGUGGCUUCGCAUUGGAUAUGAGGAUGAUUGGAUUACAUAGCUUACCAACACUAUAGAAGAAUGCAGAAGAAGAGAGAAGAGGCUGUAAACAUCAUCAUCAUAACGAAGGAGGGAGACAAGUCAGAGCUAGAUCACCAAAAAUGAUAGCAUUGAAUAUGAUACCC
This is a messenger RNA of Botrytis byssoidea, 1535 nucleotides long. RefSeq lists its product as uncharacterized. NCBI's taxonomy places the organism in Eukaryota, Fungi, Ascomycota, Leotiomycetes, Helotiales, Sclerotiniaceae. The record is from RefSeq and is a predicted model, not a curated record. The transcript is spliced from 2 exons. The coding region runs from base 230 to 1234 and encodes 334 amino acids.